This is a messenger RNA of Cryptomeria japonica (Japanese cedar), 1878 nucleotides long. Its product is annotated as serine carboxypeptidase-like 42. The coding region runs from base 284 to 1687 and encodes 467 amino acids. Gene Ontology annotation, biological process: proteolysis. The record is from RefSeq and is a predicted model, not a curated record. Gene Ontology annotation, molecular function: serine-type carboxypeptidase activity. Lineage: Eukaryota; Viridiplantae; Streptophyta; Pinopsida; Cupressales; Cupressaceae. The transcript has 11 exons.
CGGCGUUAAAUAAAUGUAAGUAAUUUCACGCGGAGAAUUUAUAUUUGAAAUCAAAAUAUUUUUAGCGUCCGCUUCUGAAUCUAAAUCUUCACUAUCACUUGACUGUGUACAAAAUUCGGCAAAUUCUUUUCCCUCAAUCGAAGACGACUGCCAUUUUUUUGUUGUUGUGUGAAGUUACACGCCUCCAAAUUUGUAGGAAUGCGAUUUACAUUCAAGAGGAGUUGCUGCCUAACGCGGUUAUUUGACUGAAACAGAUCCAAAGAUUGGGUGUGAAACAGGGGAGAUGCCUGCCAAAAUGAAGUUGUGCCUCUGUUUCCUGCUACACAUUUUGCUCAUUACUGCUACGAAAAUUAAAGCGGGACCUGUGGAAGAUUUAAUCGACAGACUGCCGGGUCAGCCAGACGUAAAUUUCAAGCAAUACGGAGGCUAUGUUACGGUGGACGACAAAGCAGGACGGGCUUUGUAUUAUUAUUUUGUGGAAGCAGAGAAUGAUACACAAUCCACGCCUCUUACCUUGUGGCUCAACGGAGGGCCAGGUUGUUCUUCACUUGGAGGUGGUGCAUUUACUGAAUUAGGCCCUUUUUAUCCACUUGGAGAUGGUCGCGGACUUCAGAGCAAUUUACAAUCUUGGAACAAAGUAUCAAACCUCCUUUUUGUAGAAUCUCCUGCUGGAGUAGGCUGGUCUUACUCAAACACUACUUCAGAUUAUAAUUGCGGUGAUGAAUCUACAGCUACGGACAUGCUAGCAUUUCUUUCAAAUUGGAUUAAAAUGUUUCCUGAGUAUGCAUUCAAAGAUCUAUUUUUAGCUGGAGAAAGCUAUGCAGGUCAUUAUAUACCACAGUUAGCGGCUAAGGUGAUAGAAUAUAAUGAAGGAUACACAAGCUAUAAAUUCAACCUUAAGGGGGUAUUUAUUGGUAAUCCACUACUUGUACUUAAUGUUGAUACCAUAGCAACUUAUAGCUACUAUUGGUCACAUGGAUUGAUCUCCGAUGAAUCUAAUAUUUCUUUUAAGAAAAAAUGCAAAUUUGAUAAGAUCAUUGGAGGUGUUGAUGUUAUAAAUAUUUCCAAAGAGUGCAAUGACACAUUAAACAUGAUUGAAAGUGAAGUUGGUGAAAAUGUUGAUGCCUAUGACAUAAUAAUUGAUAUUUGUCCCACAGAGCUAAUCGAACAAGAGCUUCGAUUGCAAAAAAAGGUAACCCACAUGAGUCUUGGAGUUGACGUUUGUGUGAAUUAUGAAAGAUCAUUUUAUUUCAAUUUGCCUGAUGUUCAAAAAGCACUUCAUGCAAAUAUAACAAAGUUACCAUAUGGCUGGCAUAUGUGUAGCAGGGUCUUAAAUUACACUGAGCGUGACAUUGGAAUUAAUAUUAUUCCAGUGCUCAAGGAAAUUAUCACAAAUGGUAUACGUGUUUGGAUUUUCAGUGGAGACCAAGAUUCAGUAGUCCCUUUAUUGGGAACUCGGACUAAUAUUCGUCAUCUAGCCCAUGACUUGAAGAUGCCUAGAAGAAUACCUUAUCAUGCUUGGUAUCAUGAGGGACAGGUAGCCGGGUGGACAAAAUCAUAUGGAAACUUGUUGACCUUUGCAACAGUUCGAGGAGCGUCACAUAUGGUUCCAUAUGCUCAACCUGCUAGAGCAUUGGGUUUGUUUCAGUCAUUUUUAUUUGAUAAAGAUUUACCAAGUAAGCCUUGAUUUUUCUAAGGAUUAAAGGCAUUAGAUUAAUAAUUCCUUGUUCUUACAAAAUCCUUGUAUUUGCAUCAUUCAUACUCAUUUAUGAUGAUACGCAUUAUGUAUUGAUCCCCUUAAAGAUCUUGCAAUAAAAGAGAUGCUAACUAAAAAUGAUAUUAAAUAGUAAAUAUAAUUAUUUAUAUUUGAUCUUAUUA